AUGGCAAGAAAAGGAGGCUCGUGGACCAAGGUCGUCCUGUUCAUCUCCUUGUACGUCUCGCUCUUAGAGUCGCUCAUCGAAUGGGCUUUGAUCCUCUAUCUGUAUGGUCACCGACAGGUGGACUCGAAGAUGACUCCGAGUUUGAUUCUGGCUCUGAUUGCGUCGUUUCUCACCGUACCUCUGGUGGUACUCCAUAGCAUUCUAGCCUGGCAGUACAAUCGUGUCUGCGGAUUUGGAAGCCAAAAAGCCAUUCUGAACACUGCAUGUACGUAUCUGCUACGAUUGACCAUUAUCGUCUGGCUGGCUGCCAGUGUUGCCGGUCUCGUGGUGGUCUCGCAGAAAGUCUCCUGUCUCCCGGAUACCACCGAUAUCAACAACAACAACAGUUUCUGGAAAGUCGGCGUCAGUUGCGCUCUUCAUCGUGCGGUCGUCAUCGUCUCCGUUCUCGCCUUCGUCACGGUGUGUCUGUACUUCUGUUCGCGGGAACUCAGUCCACGUCCGUACGACGUGUCCCUGUGGGGAUUCUAUAUCUGUGGCUAUCACGAAGGGAGAAAGGGGAGCACUAUUCGAUCGAGUUCGACGCUCAGCGACACCCGGAAGAGUGAUCUCUUCUUCGGUCGUGUCAAUGAGGAGAAAGCAUGGCCUAUCCAACCCACGCCCAUCCACCCACGCCCACAUCUAUCCAGAUCGCUGGACAGCGAUCCAACGCACGACGACGACAUCCUCUCCGGUUCAACCAUCUCUCCCAAUGGCACGCUGAGUCGAAGAUCCCCAGGGAGAACCAGCCAUGAGAUGGAAAUUGCCUCCAUCUCGCUGUCUCGCCCGCUCACCGACGCGCGAAUCUAUGAUCCCUAUCUGCAGUGGCCGACCCAAACGACUCCGAUCGAGCUGCCGGAUGAUCGGGAUCCCCCGUCGACUCAUACAAGACAGAGGUCGAAGUCAUCGUCGUCGUCGUCGUCUUCGUCUCUGCGUCGUUUUUUCCCAAAAUCAUUCCCUCUGUCGCUGCCUCUAUCGGCUGAUCCGCAGAUCCGCGCACUAUCCAAUCCUCUUCGCGACGUUGGGAAACAAGCUCUGGAAUCGAGAAACCUACACCCAUCAAAUACUAACACUAAUAAUGUCGAAGAGCCAGAUCGAGCAGAACAAUGUCGUCGUCUUCCGCGAUCCAUUACGACGAAUUCCGCCGACGCACCGGAAGUCAUUCCUCAGCCAUCCAACACGUGCACGGCUCCUAUCCAGACUCCUAUUCAGACUCCCAUCCGUACUCCCAUCCAGACUGUAUACCACCACCCACUAAUGCAACACCCAUUGAACCGAGAACCAAGCCAUCGAGGCUCCGUGGAAGAUGAAUCCAAAUCCAAUCGACCGUUAGGUCUCCCCCGUCGUCAAAGCAUCCACGGCGAUCGAGGGCCAAUCGUCCCUUAUUUUUCCUCGUCUUCUCAGUCUCACCCUGCGUAUCCGCGAUAUACCCGCAGUCGCAGCCAGCAUAUCCCGAGUACGGCGCGAUGGGGCCUUCGUGGUCGAGGAGAACAAGAGCUGUAUCCUCGACGGAUGUGGUCGCAGCGUCGGAUCGAUCAAGAUGGUCUGCUCUAUCAGUAUCAGCAUCAACAUCCGCGCACGCGGACGCGACGAUCGCGAAGCAGUACUUACGGUGCAGGGAUGGGAUAUCUGGAUUGCAUUCGGGAAUCGGGAACGUCGGUGGACGAAGCCAGGGGGGUUUGGUGUUAG
Molecule: messenger RNA, 1725 nt
Organism: Aspergillus tanneri
Lineage: Eukaryota; Fungi; Ascomycota; Eurotiomycetes; Eurotiales; Aspergillaceae
Exons: 2
Coding region: 1-1725 (574 amino acids)
Source: RefSeq, a predicted model, not a curated record